AUGGCAUUGAAUUUUAAACUUGAAUCAGGUGUUCAGUUACUGUCACGACUAUCAAAAAAAUCGGUAAUUGAAAAUUUUUAUCCUACUCUGUUCAAGUGUGGUCCGGAAAAAGAUGAAGUUAUUGAAAUAUUUAGUAAUAAUAGCGCAAAUCCGCUGCUGUAUGAUUUGAUAUCAGAAGCCCUGCUCCCGCAUUUAGUUGGGGGUGUUGAAACUGGAAUAGUAUUUUUUAAUACUGAUGGAAAUUUUGAUAAAAACAAGUUCAUUGAAUUAUUUAAGCACAAGCUUUAUACCAAUGUAACCGAAAAGAAAAUAAUCAAUUUGAAUGAUGAAGCAAUGGAUAUAAUAAUAAAUGGUUGUUUAAACAAUUUCACUGUAAUAGAUGUUUAUGAUCCUUCUCAAUUCAUAGUAUCUGUUCAAAAUUUAGAUAAUAUGUUAAUGAAACACUCAAAUAUAUCAUUAAUAAUAUUUAAUACUUUAAGUGCAUUUUAUUGGUCAGAACAAAGUUUUAAAGUUACAAAAAUGGAUUUAUAUUUAAAAAAGCUGCUUAAGUUUGUACAGAGAAUAACUAAAGACUUUAAAGUAGUGAUUUUGUACACUAGACCAGAAUAUUUUUGUAGUAGUAAAGAAGCUAUAGAAAAUCUGGAACCAUGUUGUUCCAUGCCAACUGAGGAGAGAAUAAAUUACCGGUUGCAAGUUAAAUAUUCAAGUAAUAAUAGUGACUGCAAUUAUGUUGUUGUACAAACUGCUGACAAACUUGUAAAAAUACCAUUUAUAUUAAUUAAUGGAAAUAUAUCUUGGCAGAGUUGA
Molecule: messenger RNA, 807 nt
Organism: Pieris macdunnoughi
Lineage: Eukaryota; Metazoa; Arthropoda; Insecta; Lepidoptera; Pieridae
Source: the annotation of a GenBank genome assembly